CUUCCGCUCCCGGAGCUUCAAACAAGCAGAGCGAGAGACUUGAGUUCUAUCUAUACAACUCUUAACCUUCUGUUCGACUUCAAAUCUCACCCCACCUCUCACACACCCCCCACCAUCACAAUGUCUUUCCUCUUUGGCGGUGCCCCCAAGAUGUCCUCGGAGCAGAAGAUUGCUGCCGCUGAGACCGAGGUGGAGAUGAUUUCCGACAUGUUCAACCGCCUGACCGAGUCCUGCACCAAGAAGUGCAUCCCCAACGACUACCGCGAAGGCGACCUCAACAAGGGCGAGUCCGUCUGCCUCGACCGCUGCGUGUCCAAGUUCUUCGAGGUCAACAUCAAGGUCAGCGAGAAGAUGCAGGGUGAGGCCGCCAACAGACAGGGUGGCAUGGGCAUGGGCAUGUAAAAUGUUGAUUGAAAUACUCUGGGGCUCAAAACUGUUUCCAUUUAUGUACUUGUAUAAUUGAUUGGGUCUUCUUUUUUUCCGGGGAAAGUGGUGCGUGCAUGUCUUCAGGAUUUCUUGCGCUACAUUUACCCGUGAUGACAUAUGGUUCUAGCAUUUUGGAUGACAUUGUCUCUCACGCAUGGAAAGUGGUUGAAUGGUUUAUGGGAUAAGAUAGCAUUGAGCAUUGGGAAUGAAUUCUAUCCUGGAUGUGAAGGUUCUGUCUUUAUUGCUCGUGUCCAGGUAGAGCUAUUGCAUUAAAG
This is a messenger RNA of Aspergillus fijiensis CBS 313.89, 701 nucleotides long. Its product is annotated as Tim10/DDP family zinc finger protein. NCBI's taxonomy places the organism in Eukaryota, Fungi, Ascomycota, Eurotiomycetes, Eurotiales, Aspergillaceae. Gene Ontology annotation, biological process: protein insertion into mitochondrial inner membrane. The record is from RefSeq and is a predicted model, not a curated record. The transcript has 3 exons. The coding region runs from base 121 to 402 and encodes 93 amino acids. Gene Ontology annotation, cellular component: mitochondrial inner membrane.